This is a messenger RNA of Cooperia oncophora, 855 nucleotides long. The record is from the annotation of a GenBank genome assembly. NCBI's taxonomy places the organism in Eukaryota, Metazoa, Nematoda, Chromadorea, Rhabditida, Trichostrongylidae.
AUGGGACACGACCCAAGAGCUCCUUUUCAGCCUCAACAGCCAAGUCAUUUGCUGCGUAGACAACGGCAGCUGGAGAAGAAGCAGCGUGCUGAGGUCAUGAAAGAACGUCAAAGAGCACAGAUGGCGAAACCGAAGUUGUUAGCUUCAGCUCGAGAACCUUUCCGAGCACCGGUAGCGGAAUCGUCGUUCGAAAUGUUUUGUUCUCGAGUUAAAGAGCAAUACGUGAAGUACCAGGAAGAGAAGGACAGUGAAGUGAACAAUCUGGGAGCUGUUGUACCCCUCCGUGAUCCACCAGAGCUCUGGCGGGCUAAGGUCGAUUACCACACUGCAUUGUUACGUAACUUUGAUACUACGUUUAAAUACGAUGUUUACAAAGAAGCAGGGCGCAGACAGGAGGUUGCGGUUGAGGCGGAUCUGGAAGCGCAUACAGCUGGUCCGCUCAGUUCCGAACUGGAAGUACUGCCUGAAGCUGAAAUAGACCAGGUAAAGGGAGAUGAGGCUCAUGUCGAGGAAUAUCACGACCAGCGGCUGCCAUCUAGCAGUCCAAAUGGUGCUUGUGAAGAAAAUAGGCAGAAAAGAGAAGAGAGCCAAACCAAUGACGAAAUUGAGCCAGCGGUCCAAAACUCUGAGGAAGAAGACCCCGUUUCUACUUCUGAGGAAGAGUUCGCUUCUUCAGAUGAGUCAGAAAGCGUGACAGACCAAUCAUCUGAAGAGGAUAGCGAUUCGGAGGAUGGCAGCUCAUUUGAUGAAGAGGAAGAGCAGUUGAGCCGAUUUGCCGAGGCUUAUAGAAAGAAUGUAGAUUUUUAUAUAGUUUUCUCUUCGUACUUGUCGUUGCUCAAGAGGAGAUAUCACUAA